Molecule: messenger RNA, 3589 nt
Organism: Nilaparvata lugens (brown planthopper)
Lineage: Eukaryota; Metazoa; Arthropoda; Insecta; Hemiptera; Delphacidae
Product: zinc finger protein 64
Exons: 10
Coding region: 137-1786 (549 amino acids)
Biological process (GO): regulation of transcription by RNA polymerase II
Cellular component (GO): nucleus
Molecular function (GO): DNA-binding transcription factor activity, RNA polymerase II-specific; RNA polymerase II transcription regulatory region sequence-specific DNA binding
Source: RefSeq, a predicted model, not a curated record
AAACUUUUUGAGGUUAAAAUCUCAUUUUAUAUUCUUUGUAAUUUUUCAUUCAAACUGAGAUCAAUAUUAUAAUUUUUAUUAAAUUAUAUUUCUUGCUAAAUUUCCAAGUUGAGGUUCAUCAGUUGUAUUGGAAAGAAUGGAAGCCUCUAAUUUACAUUACUAUGCUCUCCAGUUGCCACCUCGUGCCAGUGAAUCGAUCACAAAAGAGCAGCUCAACUUGGAACAAGAAGACAUUCACAUAUGCGGCUACUGCAAGGAACCUUUCAAUGACAUGAGAAUUUUCCUUGAUCAUAAAACAGAAUGCACAUCAAAAUCCUCAAAUUUUUCGUUUAAAAAGCCUGCAGUUGAACUAAUUUCAGCUGAGUCACACAUUUUACAAGUUGUAGUUGAUGGGGAAGUGGCAAGUCUACAUAAUCAGUCGGUGACUAGACCUGCUGCUAGUUUGCUAAUAUGCACCAAUUCCUUUCCAUCAGGGAAUGAUUUCCUUAGAAUCGAGGAUAAGCUCACUCUCUCCUCGGAUAGUAAAAUUGAGAGUUAUUCCACUGAUACCUGUACGCAGUCACAAAUGAAGCUAGAUCCAGCUAAUACACUUCCCGGUGAUAAUAAUGAAAUAAUCAUUCGGAACAAAACAAGUGCCAGUUCAGCUUCUAAAGCAACGCAAUUUUCCAAGAAACAAAUAAAAUGUAAGAAGGUGGAAUUGUUUGUUCCGGAUAAUAAUAACAGUAAUGUGGAGACCCCUUCUACUCGAAAUAAACAUAGUGUUGGAAUCAAACGGAAAAAUAACAAACAAGGCACAUCCAGAAAGUUCUACAUCUGUUCCAGUUGCGACUUUGUUACUCUAUAUCCUAAUGAUCUGACAAGACAUACUAGGAAACAUACAGGAGAGCGGCCGUUUGAAUGUUCGAUUUGUCAAAGAAAAUUCGCUCGCAAGGAUAAACUGCAAACUCACUUGCGCACACACACAGGUGAAAAGCCGUACAAAUGUCAGUUCUGUGAUUAUGCAGCUGUCAGUGUGUGUCCUCUUCGGAAACACCUUCGCACGCACACUGAUGAAAGACCUUUCAAGUGCCAGUUCUGCUCUUACUGUUCAAGAGAUUCAUCCCAGUUGACAGUUCAUCUUAGAAGACAUACAGGUGAUGCUCCGUUCAUUUGCCAAUUUGCGUCCUGUGGCAGAGCGUUCAAAACCAGCACUGACUUGAAGCGACACAAACCUAUUCAUGCCAAGAAACCCUCAUUGGUGUGCAAGAAAUGCAAGUUUAGAGCUGAUAGUGAAAAAAAUCUUCAAGCCCAUAACCGACUCCAUCAUGAUGUUUUAAAAUGCUCUGUUAACAAAUCUCAAGUUAUAGCGAAUGAGACACAAGAUGAGCCUACAGAUCUUAAUAAUUCACAAAAAAAUGUAUUCAGGAACAAAUGCAACUCCAGGCAUAAAGCAAGCAAGAGCUAUUUAUGUAAACUUUGUGACGAAGCUGACCUGAAAACUAUCUCUCCAAAUUAUCAUACAAGGAAACGUCAUCGAGUAAAUAGAGGAAAUAAGUUCAAUAAUUCUGUAUUUCAAAAGACAUUCCAAUGCACUCAUUGCUCUCUCUCGUUUGUUAGACAAGAUUCUUUGAGAUGUCAUUUAAAGCAACAUCAAUCAUUCAGCACUCAGGCUCACCAGUGUCCACAAGGCUUAGAGCAUUCAGUGAAGCAUUUGUGUGUAGCUCCUAGUACUGGUUUUGAAGCAUACAGUCUUGUACAGCAACAUAACUGUUACUGGUACUGGUAUAGCUCACCAGUACUAGUGUAGAGCACACACAUACACACAGCCUGUGUCAGUCUGCUACAUAGUUUUGUGAUCAUCAAUUGUGCAAAAGAGGUUAGUACACAAGUAUCCAUUCAAUUAUGAUUAUGUUUUCUGUGUAAAAAGAUGUCAUCAUAUUUGUUUAUUCAGCAUAGCCAUUAUAUUGAAAAAGUUGAUUCAACUUUUGUGUAAAAAGAUGUCAUCAUAUUUGUUUAUUCAGCAUAGCCAUUAUAUUGAAAAAGUUGAUUCAACAAGAGAUAUCCGUCGUGGUGUAGUGGUUAGCAGUAGUAUAAAAUGUACGGUUCUGGGACACCUUUCAGGAGUACCUUGCUCCAGAAGUAAGUAUGCUCCAGAACUGUACAUUGAAUAAAUAAAAUAAGUAUGAAGUGGAAGUAAGUAUGUUUCAGAAGUAAGCAUAUUUUAAAAGUAACUAUCAACCUAACCUAACUUAACCUAACCUAACCCAUUUCUAGGACAUCUUAAGAAGAGGACAUCUCUAUCAUAAAAAUGCUGUGCAUGUUCAAACAUGUAAUAAUAAGAGUAAAUCUACCUUUUGUUCUAAUUCAAGAGGUAAAGUGAAGGAUAAUGAAAAUACAUGGUUGACUACAAACAGUUAUUUAUUAUUAGACUGUAGGUUUUGAUCUAUUACAUUCCUUCAUUAAAGUGUUAUAAGAUUUUUUAAGAACACCAGCCACCAUUAAUUUUUUGUGCAGUUUCCCUCCACCAUUUUGUUUUUUACAUUCCCUAUGUUUAUUUAUGGAAAUGCUGCAGAGCCUUUGUGCCUCGGAUGUCAUUCUUCACUUUCAAGAACAGCUUUAACUUGAAAAGGAGGUAACUGAUGAUAAUUUCAAUAAGCUUAAUAUGGUUUUUCAUUAAAAAAUACAUAGAUAUCCAUUAUGGUGUAGUGGUUAGCGGUUCUGCUUCAUAUUUCUAGGGUCUCAGGUUCAAAUCUCUAGUGGGCAAAUAUAGGUUAAUACCAUUACACCAUAAUGGAUAUCUUUUGUCUUUUUUUGAUAAAGCAUGAAUAAUCAUGAUUAAGGUAUUGGAAUAAAAAAAACAAAUGUGCUCAAAAAAAACAAAAUAUUUUUUUAUUUCUUAUAGUUUUGAAACAUAAAAAAACUUUUUUUUAUUAAUUAUACAAAUAAUUUGGUAGUUUCCUCUUGAUCUCAUCAAUAACUUUUUCUUCUGAUUGAUCACCAUUAAUUACAAGGAUCGGAACUAAAGAAGAUUUACUUCUAUUUAUCAACCAAUCUUCAUAUAGUUGAUGGAUUGAUUGAAGAUAGGAGAGUGUAAUGUCUUUUUCUUCUUCCCUUCCUUGUAAUUUGAUCCAUUCCAAAGUAGUUUCUGGAUUUGUUCUUAUAUAUAAAAUUAAGUCAGCUUUGAUUUCAAUAUUAGUUAUCAACCAUUUGAACCAAUCAUCCAACAAUUUAUAUUCCAGAUCUGACAUAUGAGAUUGUUUGUGCAAAUGUUCAGCAAAAAUAUAUCUUGCCAAGUAAAGUGAUCUUUCUAUAAUUUUUUUUUUGGUUUUUCAGAGGAUUUCAUAUGAGAUUUUAUUGAAGUAAGUUGAACUAACAUUUGAAAAAUUAAACUCCACUUUUUUGGGGUCUCAUAAAAACAUUCAAGAACAUUGUGACCGUGAAAGUUUUUCUACGUAUUCACUGGCUCUUCACAAAUUUCAAUAUCCUCCUCCUUCGAAAGAUGGUUCAGAAGUGUUGAUUUCCCACACCCUAUGUUGCCUUCAACAAAUAUGGUGUAACAUUUUUGUGAUUCGGAAGUUGAAGUCAUAAUGAUUUAUCUGUAAAAUAAGAA